Acanthochromis polyacanthus (spiny chromis) is the source of this 6479-nucleotide messenger RNA. RefSeq names its product dispatched RND transporter family member 3 (gene disp3). NCBI's taxonomy places the organism in Eukaryota, Metazoa, Chordata, Actinopteri, Pomacentridae. The transcript has 22 exons. The record is from RefSeq and is a predicted model, not a curated record. Gene Ontology annotation, cellular component: membrane. Bases 1252 to 5283 code for a protein of 1343 amino acids.
ACGUUAUUGAUCUUAAGUGACUGAAAAAGUCUGUUUUGUCCGAUAUGUCCAUCACAGUCACAACAGCAGGAUGGAGUCUACACACACAAACACACAUAUAUACACACUGCAGAGACAUGAGCACCAGUUCCCCAACAUCUGUUUCCUUUCUGUACGACUUCUCACUGCACCAACGGCUGUAGAAAGAGUAAAAAUUUCACUUCACACUUAUCUGCUUCCAUUUAGACGGUAGCUCAUUGCCUUUUGAUGUCAAGGCAAUCCGAGUUAAACAUGAGCAGAGGUUGUGAAGCGAGGUGAUGGAUGAGUUGAACGUGGCAGUAAGAGUCGAGAGCUGGUCAUUAAUGUUGGAUGAGAGUGAGCGAGGGCGCUACAGUCCAGGAGAAUGCAUUAUUGGCACUGCAAGGCAAACAUGACAAGUCAAAUCAAUGCUGAAUUUACAAUCCCCGAUACAUGUUAGUGGUGCUGUACGCACACAGCAGUCACACUGCAUUUAGAAGCAGAGAACCACACCGAGCAGCUUUAUUUCAUCUGGCAUGAGAGCACAGAGUUCCAAAAUUAAAAUGAGCAGAAAGCUAAUAAAGUCUUACUUCAGAUCAUUAUUUUAAAUUGCUUGCACUUUGUUUCCCACUAUAGCCAGUUAUUCUGAUCACCCUCUUAUAACACACCCCACCUCCCCACCAACUGAGACUAGACUAGACCAUACCAACUCUGACAUGAUGGGAGGGGGCUCGACUGCAGCAUCGUGACAACCGCAUCAUUUUGGCCACCUACAACCGGCCGAAUGAAGACUGAAUCGUUCCUAGUGGCACUGUAACUAAGGUAUAAAAUCCCCCCAGGCUCUCCAGCCCGUCACCAGAGAUGUCGGGGAGGUUUUCGAGCUGCGUUUCCCUCCUUGUGUCUCUUCUGCUAUUGAGCCAGUCAGCAGAGCAGGGCGAACAAAGCAAUGGGAGAGAGAGAGAAGAGCUUCUGGGAAGAAAUGUCUCUCACUGACUCUGUCGCCUCGACAACCGGGUAAGAAAGGAGGGGAGGGAGCACCAGAGAGGGAGAGAAAGGACUGGGGAGCAUAAAGGAGAGGAAAACAACACAUUAUGAACUGAUGAGGGUAGAGGAUUCCUGUAGAGUGAGGGAAGAAAGUGGAUUUUUGUGUCAUUCUCUGUGCAUGGAGCAGAUGAAAUUUCAGAGCACAAGUUGGACCAAGGAGGCCCGAUCGCUCCACCUGUAAUUCUUGUUCCAUCAGCCUCAGGUUCCAGCAUGGACAUGGAUGAUGAGCCGCUGCUGUUUCAGACCAGCUGGGGAGGCGAGGAGGAGCAGGAGGAGGAGGAUGGAGUGGUACACACAACAGAACAGGACUGUUCCUGUGGGGAUGCUGGGGUUUGUGGACUGUGGAGGGCAGUGGGGUGGGUUUACACACAGCCCUGGGCCAGUGGAGGGAUUUUAGGGGUGGCUGUCCUGCUGCCAUGUGCCCUGUUUGCCUACAUGCUGCUCUACUGCCCUCCUCUGGACAUAGACCUCUCCUACAGUGCCUUUGAGGUUCACAGUCACUUCUCUGCUGAGCGCUUUGAUGCCCUCACCAUUGCUGUAAAGACUCAGCUGGGGUCCUGGGACAGACGUAGGCGAGACUUAGAUAACAUCGAGUCCAAGGCAUUGCGGGAGCUUCUGCUAGAGAAGCUGGCAGGACAGGGAGCGUUCAACAGGACAGAUAAUGAGGGCAUGAGGUCCUCUGCUCAUCAGAAUGACUCUUUAAGUGCAGGAGAUGAUCAGAAGAGAGGAGCUGCAGCGAGCAGAGAUAAAAGGACAACACUUGAUCUGGGUCGGGAGGAAACGGGGAAGCACAAGAGCUCAAAUCCCAGAACAGAGGAGGAAGAGGAGAGAUUAGGGGAGAGAAAUGCUUCACUCAUUAGGAGGCGCAGGUUUGCUCCCAAUUACUACUUGCAGAGUCAGGCCCUGUGGAGGAUUGAGCUGGUGUUCGUGGCUCAAGGGCACGGCGAUCGCAACAUCUUCACCCGAGAACGUCUGCAGACGAUUCACCACGUGGAGCGUCUGCUAAUGCAGCAUCCACAGUUCCAUCAGUUCUGCUGGAAGCCUCUGGAGGUAUUGAGGGAUCUGCCACUGGGGCCGUCCUACUGCUCCCCACCCAGCUCACUCCUGUCUUACCUCUACCCCAGCGAGAGAGGAGGGAAGAUAUAUUAUGAUGGCAUGGGCCCAGACCUGGCAGAUAUUCAGGGUUCCCUGAGUCUGGCCAUCACCCAUCCACAGUUCUACUGGUACGUGGAUGAGAGUCUGUCCCCUGAGCAUCUCUCCUCGUCUCUCUUACGCAGUGAGAUCCACUUCGGAGCUCCUCUGCCAUCUUACUACUCCCUGCAGGAUCGAGCAGACGAGCAGAGAACUCGCUUCAAAAACUUUGUGGUUCAGUAUGGAGACAUUCUGGCCAAGCAGUCUACCAGUCAGGUGAAGGUGCUGUAUGGGGGAACAGAGCUGUUUGAUGAUGAGGUGAGACACACCUUCCACAAUGACAUGAUGCUGGCUGUCAUCAGCGGAGCAUGCAUCACUGUGCUCGUCUAUGUGCUUACCUCCUUUUCUGUUUUUCUGACUUUCUUCGGCCUCGCCUGCAUUGGACUGAGCUGUCUGAUGGCUCUUUUCUUAUACCACGUUGUCUUUGGUGUUAGGUACCUGGGCAUUCUCAAUGGAGUUGCUGCCUUUGUCAUUAUCGGUAUCGGAGUGGACGACGUCUUUGUGUUCAUCAGCACCUUCAGACAGGCUUCACAUCUGCGUCAGCCAAAGCAGCGAAUGAUCUACACAAUUAAAACAGCUGGCCGAGCAACAUUCCUCACCUCCUUCACCACUGCAGCAGCCUAUGCUGCUAACACCUUCUCUCAGAUCCCAGCCGUGCAUGACUUUGGCCUAUUCAUGGCGCUCAUUGUCAGCUGCUGCUGGCUUUGGGUGUCCGUCCUGAUGCCAGCUGCCCUGUGCAUUUGGACUCAGUGUGUGGAGCCUCGUGAACAUGCCUGGUUGAACUGCUGGAAGUUGUUUCCAGGCCUGUCAGCGAGCCACAGCCCUUUGUCAGAUGAGGAUGAUGAUGUGGCACUUCUGUCAGUGGAGAUGGAGCCAGGCUCCUGUGACACAGACAGUGAUGCAGCCAUUCUGUCCUUGUCAGUGGAGACACCUUUAUCCCCUCCAGGCCAGCAGCAUGUGGGUGUGGUGAGCACAAAUCUCCAGUGGGCCCUAAAGCACUUAAUGGCAGAGCCAGCUGUGGAGCACCGUAAAGCUGUUCUAGGUGUCUUUCUCCUGGUUCUGCUCUUAUCUGCCGGCUGCUGCUGUCUCCUGAGGCCGGCCACUCACGCCCCUCUUCUGUUCCGUCAAGACACAAACCUCCAGACCCUGCUGGCCCUGAGGAGCAACCUCAGUGGCCAAGGCAUCUCCUGCCCCAUGUGCUCAGGUGUGUUUAUGGAAAAACCCCACCCGCUGAACACCCACGCAUCCUCAUCAGGAUUUAAGUUUUCCACACAUCAGCAGAGCCCGAGCACGACAACCUUGACUUCUCCUCAGAGUUCAGCGAAGAUAAACCCAAGCACCAACCAAACAGGCCCUCUACUGACUGUUUACAUAUCAAAGUUGGACCUCGGAGCUUCCGGUACUCUUUAUCGUUUCUCCCUGAACACCAGCAUCCCAUCUCCGUGGAAAAUGUGCAGCACAGAGCACGAGGAAGUGUCAUCAUUUCAGGCUUUUAAUCAGCCCCGCAGCAAUUACACCAGCAGAAUGACAGUGUGUGUUUCCCAUGUGUACCACCCAUACCCCAGCUGGAUGAUCACAUCCAGCUCAUGUGAUCCUCAUCAUGGCUGGACGCCAGAGUUUUCCUUCUAUGUAGCGGCAUCUCCGCAGCAGCAGAGCAGGAAGCUGUACUUUGCACAACGCCGUCUGAGACCUCAUCCCAGCCGAGUAUGUGUCAACCCGCCCGGCUGUGGCAUCAGUUCUGGGCCUGAUGGACCUACACAGGGAAGCUUUUAUACUCCUUUUCCCAGCGAUCCCUCAUCUGCUGCCAAAACCAAACCAUCCAAAACGUUUGGCUUCAACCCAUGCAGCGGCGGUGUGUGUGGUCACCCAGCGGUGCGUCCUCUGGUCGACACCGGGGCCAUGGUUUUUGUCGUGUUUGGGAUCCUGGGAGUGAACCGAAGUGAGCACAAGGACAACCAUGUCAUUGGAGAUAUGGGCAGCAUUAUUUUGGAUCCAGACUUCGACAUUUUCCAGGAGAUGGGGCAUCUUUGCAAAAUCUGUAAAGCUGUUAGUGCAAACACACAACUUGUGAAGCCAGGAGGGGCUCAGUGUUUGCCUUCAGGCAACAAGCUGUCUUCUAUUCUGCCUCUGCUCCAUCCUGAGUGUCACUCUCUCCCUGAACCCAACCUGCUCCCGGGGCAGCUCUCCCAUGGAGCAGUGGGGAUGCAUGGAGGGAAGGUCCGCUGGCUGUCCAUGGCCUUUGAGUCUACCACAUACAAGGGGAAAUCCUCUUUUCAGACCUAUUCCGACUUCCUUCAGUGGGAGAACUUCAUCCAGGAGCAACUCGCCAGCCUCCCGCAGUCUUCUGCCCUGCAACGAGGUUUCCAGACCUGCGAGCACUGGAAGCAGAUCUUCAUGGAAAUUAUAGGUGUGGAGAGUGCCCUCUGGAGUCUGCUGCUGUCCCUCGCCAUCUGCGUGGCAGCUGUGUCGGUCUUUACUGCACAUCCUCUGCUGCUGCUGCCCGUCCUCAUAACCAUUCUAGGGGUGAUCUGUCUGGUUGUGGCGCUCAUGUACUGGCUGGGAUGGGAGAUGGGAGCAGUGGAGGCCAUUUCUCUGUCUAUACUGGUUGGAUCUUCAGUGGAUUACUGUCUGCACCUGGUGGAGGGAUACCUGCUGGCUGGGGAGACUGUUCCCUCUACGCCUGAUCGUAACUUGGAGCCUCCAGCUGAGAGACAGAGGCGGACUCUUGAGGCAGUGAACCAUGUGGGCGUUGCCAUAGUGUCCAGCGCCGUCACCACGGUGAUCUCCACAGUCCCUCUCUUCUUCUGUGUCAUUGUGCCUUUCGCCAAGUUUGGCCAGAUCGUGGCCAUUAACACAGCCGUCUCCAUUUUGUUCACCCUGACCGUGACUGUGGCCAUGUUGGCCUGCAUGGCCCCUGCUCGCUUCAGCAGACACCCCAGCGCUGUGCUAAAGGCCAGCCUGGCUGUGGCGGCAGCUGCAGCCUUGGGAGCAGCUCUGUGCUGGGUGGGAGGACAGCUGGGUGCGUUGGCCUGGGAAUCAAUCAGCACAUAAAUGCUACUGUCCAUCUACUCACACUGAUGUCAGACAGGGGAGUUUUUCUGUAUGCAAACAAUGAGAACUGUGUUUUUCCCCAUAUAUAGGAAGAAUGUCAGAUCAGUAAAUGGUCUUGUACUUUACAGCACAAAGAUGUCAGAAUCAUCUCAGUAUUUAGACACUGUCAUCACAGAAUAUGUUAUUUUCACUUGUAUUGAUCGGUGGAUUGUGAGUAUUGGGGAGAUAAAAUGUCCUCCCCCACCGGGUAUGUCUUCUAUAAUACGGUGUAACUGACUCUGUGACUCAGUAGUGGGCUGACCUUUCUGGGUUGACAUGAUGAUUCAGUUGAGGUAUUUCUUUUUUUUUUUUUUUUCGCCUUCGGCCCAGAUGAUUGAGUAAUCGUUGGGAAACACUGGCUGAGUCACAGCUUUCAUCAGUGUAACUUAUUGAGUUGUGAACCGCUGUUGUUCACACACUGACAGGGUGCAGCGCUCUGACGUCCAUGAAGAUUAGUGUUACCAGUUUACAUGAUUCAUGGCCAUUUUGUGAAUCAUAUUGUUUGUUUAAUUUUUCAUGUUUACCUAAUUGUGCACUGAAUGUGAUUUUUUUCAGCCACAUUUGUGUCAAAGGUUAUGAUGUCCUGCUGUGGCUGGAUUCAAAGUUGUAUAAACCAAAUUUAUACUGUUUUUGUUAAAUGUAAAGUGUGACGUAAGUGUUUCGGUAUGCUGCUUUGACACACUCUGAGCUGAACCGUGGAUGCUGCCAGCACCCACGCAAGUUUAAAAGAGUUGUGUAUGCCACUACUUAGCACAAAUUACCAUCCCCUUUUUCCUGACUUCACAAGGUUGUAUCUCAGAUCUUUAACUGCUUCAAGGUCUCUAUUUUUAUCAUCGGCACCAGUUGAAAGAGACCUCUUGUCAGCUCCUCAGGUGUACCCUCCACAUGCCCUCCACCACACUUAUCGGCUCUCACUGUAACCCACUCUGCUCCCUCCUCUGCUCUCACACAAUUUAGAGCACCACUCAAAUACCCAUCGAUGGUGGAUUCGGUCUGCCCCGCAGUGAAGGUGAGAGCCAUUUGUCAAACCACAUAACACAAUAAUGGUUAGGGAGAGGGACGGACUCAAUUGCAGCAAGAGCAGUAAAUUUCUGUUUUGUGUGUGUGUGUGUGUGUGUGUGUUAUUUGUGACUGUCAAAUAAAGCAGGUGCAGAAAA